CAGGUGUGUGAACCCCAAGCGGGCCGGGUCACCAACCAGCUGCAGUACCUGCACAAGGUGGUCAUGAAGGCGCUCUGGAAGCACCAGUUCGCUUGGCCCUUCCGGCAGCCCGUGGACGCCGUUAAGCUCGGCUUGCCGGAUUACCACAAGAUCAUCAAGCAGCCCAUGGACAUGGGAACCAUCAAGAGGAGGUUGGAGAACAAUUAUUACUGGGGGGCGGACGAGUGCAUGCAGGACUUCAACACCAUGUUCACCAACUGCUACAUCUACAACAAGCCCACGGACGACAUCGUGCUGAUGGCGCAGACGCUGGAGAAGCUUUUCCUGCAGAAAGUGGCGCAGAUGCCGCCGGAGGAGCAGGAGCUGCUGCUGCCCCUGGGCAAGAACAGCCACAAGAAAGGGGCGGCCAGGGCUGCAGCUCUCCUGGCCGGGCUGACGAGCGCGGCGCAGCAGGUGCCGGCCGUGUCGUCCCUGUGCUCCCAGAGCUCCUCGGCGUUCCCCGGCGCGGGCGGCGCCGAGCUCCCCGCGGCCAUCGUGGCGCUGGCGCACCCGUCGGUGAUCGCGGCGCCGCUGCUGAAAUCCCUGCAGCACGCCGGGGUCGGCAACCCCGGUAAUCCCAGUAACCCCAGUAAUCCCAGUAAUCCCAGUAACCCCGGCAACCCCGGCAACCCCGGCGUCCUGGCCGCUCCCGCGCCCACGCAGCCCGUGGCCAAGAAAAAGGGCGUGAAGCGGAAAGCCGACACCACCACCCCGACCACCACGGCCAUCAUCGCCACCAGCACCGGCGGCGAGUCGUCCCCUUCGGCCGCCGAGAACCCCAAAGCCGCCAAGAUCCCGGCGCGGCGCGAGAGCGGCCGCCCCAUCAAACCGCCGCGCAAGGACCUGCCGGACUCGCAGCAGCACCAGACGUCCAAGAAGGGGAAGCUCUCGGAGCAGCUCAAGUACUGCAACGGCAUCCUCAAGGAGCUGCUGUCCAAGAAGCACGCGGCCUACGCCUGGCCCUUCUACAAACCCGUCGACGCCUCGGCGCUGGGGCUGCACGAUUACCACGAGAUCAUCAAGCACCCCAUGGACCUCAGCACCAUCAAGCGGAAGAUGGAGAACCGCGAUUACCGCGACGCGCAGGAAUUCGCCGCCGACGUCCGGUUGAUGUUCUCCAACUGCUACAAGUACAACCCGCCCGACCACGACGUGGUGGCCAUGGCCAGGAAGCUCCAGGACGUGUUCGAGUUCAGCUACGCCAAGAUGCCGGACGAGCCGCAGGAGUCGGGCGCGGCCUCGGCCUCGGCGCCGCUGCCGGCGGCCAAAUCCUCGUCCGAGGAAUCGUCCAGCGAGGAAGACGAGGAUGAGGAGGAGGAGGAGGAGGACGAGGACGAGGAGAGCUCCACGGAGACGUCCUCGGAGAGCGAGGAGAGCUCGGAUUCCGAGGAGGAGAGGGCGAACAGGCUGGCCGAGCUGCAGGAGCAGCUGCGGGCCGUGCACGAGCAGCUGGCGGCGCUGUCCCAGGGCCCCGUGGCCAAGCCCAAGAGGAAGAGGGAGAAGAGGAAGAAGAAGAAAUCCGAGAAGCACAAAGGGCGAGCGGGGCCCGACGAGGAGUCCCGGGCACGGCAGGCGCAGCUCCGGAGGGCGCGGAAAAACGGGAACGCCACCGGCUCCAGACCCUCCAAGAAAAGCUCCAAACCCCCCCUGCCCCUGGCGCCUUCGUCGCUGCUGGACUCCGAGGAAGAGGAGGAGUCGAAGCCGAUGUCGUACGACGAGAAGCGGCAGCUGAGCCUGGACAUCAACAAGCUGCCCGGCGAGAAGCUGGGCCGCGUGGUUCACAUCAUCCAGAGCCGCGAGCCCUCGCUGCGCGACUCCAACCCCGAGGAGAUCGAGAUCGACUUCGAGACGCUCAAACCCUCGACGCUGCGCGAGCUCGAGAGAUACGUGCUCUCGUGCCUGAGGAAGAAACCCCGCAAACCCUACAGCGAAACCCUGAAGAAGCCGGUGGGGAAGACGAAAGAGGAGCUGGCGCUGGAGAAGAAACGGGAGCUGGAGAAGCGGCUGCAGGACGUCAGCGGGCAGCUCAACUCGGCCAAAAAACCCCCAAAAAAGGCCAACGAGAAGCCGGAGUCGCCGGCGGCGGCCGCGUCGCGUCUGAGCGCCUCCAGCUCCAGCUCGGACUCCAGCAGCUCCUCCUCCUCCUCCUCCUCCUCGGACACCAGCGACUCCGACUCCGCCUGAAUUCCCAACAAAACCCCGGAAAAAAUUCCCAGGAGAGAAAAACAAAAUCCCGGCAAAAAAAAAAAACAAAAACUGAAGAAUUCCCGGAAAAAAAAAAAA
Messenger RNA from Camarhynchus parvulus, 2322 nucleotides. RefSeq names its product bromodomain containing 2 (gene BRD2). The record is from RefSeq and is a predicted model, not a curated record. Bases 64 to 2223 code for a protein of 719 amino acids. Gene Ontology annotation, biological process: regulation of DNA-templated transcription; chromatin remodeling. NCBI's taxonomy places the organism in Eukaryota, Metazoa, Chordata, Aves, Passeriformes, Thraupidae. The transcript is spliced from 11 exons. Gene Ontology annotation, cellular component: chromatin; nucleus.